UACAUAAAAAGCUGAUAAUAAUAAAUAAAUAAGGAAAAUAGUGUUACUCGUACGUCUGGCAGCCACCAAGUCCACCUGUCACGUGACCUUCCAGCUUCCAGUCACUCAGUCACCUCUUAGACAGUGAAGGAGGAAGGUAUACGAUCUUACUUCUCAGGGCAAUAGUUGUGUGGCUAUAAGAACGUACCAAGAUGGCCGGCGCCGACAACAGAUGACGCUCACCACUCAUCACAUAAAACAUGGAAACAAACUUCCACCGUAAUAUUCCUUCAUAAUUACACACAUCCACGCAGCUGUGAUCCCCGUGGCUUUAUAUCCCGCUUCUAAACGCACUUCCUGACCACAAAAUAUAAUAAAAGAAGAAAAUAAGCGUAAUGGCGGAUUUGCGGCGUCAGAUCUGGCAUUUGUGGCGGAGAUGGCGGGUCUACUAUAAGUAUUUCACUUCUACGGCUACUACUACUACUACUACGAACACCACCACCACCACCACUUUUCUUCUGGUAGUGGUGGUGGUGAUGGUGUUGGUGGGUGGUAAUGCGCUCCUUAUCCUCCCCCUCACCACCCACUCCAUGCAAUUUGAUGUUAGUUAUGGUGGUGGUGGUACUACUUCUACUACUUCUACUACUACUACUGCUGCUACUGCUACUUGGAGAUCUACAAAUGUUAGGCCUAUUAUAAUGGACUGGAAGAGGAGGUGGAUAAGACCGUGGCUAACGAAGAAGAGGAAAGAGGAGGAGGACGAGAGGAAGAGACGAAGAGGAUCAAGAGAAGGAGGAGGUAAAGAUGGAGAAGGAAGAGGAAGCGGGAAAAAAUGGGCGGUGGAGGAGAGGAGACGAGAGGGAGAAGAAUAUCGGAAGGUGGAGGAGGAAGAGGAAUGGGAAGAGAAUGUGAAUAGUAAUAAUAAUAAUAAUAAUAAUAAUAAUAAUAAUAAUAAUAAUAACAUAGAGAACAAGAUCCAUUUUGUAACACCAGAGAAACGAAAUGAAGAAAACAAAGAUAAAAUGGAAGAAGAGGAGAAUCACCACUAUCACAACAACAACAACAACACCGGCUGUGAGGACUACCGCAUAGGAUUCGCUGCGGUAAGAUCCCUCCCGCCGGUGGCCCUCGCGUCCUACCCCGGGUCUGGCAACACUUGGCUGAGGGAGUUGCUGGAGGCCGCCACGGGGGUCUUCACGGGCAGUACCUACGACGACCAGCACCUCUACUUGACGGGCCUGGCAGGAGAGCUGGAGCCAUGGUCAGCAGGCACGACCCUCACGCAGAAGACCCACUCCGCCUUGCCCUCCGUCGUGUCGUCCUUCGAGGGCCGCGCGGUUGUGCUCAUCAGGAACCCUUACCUCGCUAUCCUCGCCUACCACAACUACCUCUUCGGCGGACACCUCGGCUUCGCCCCCGUAUCCAACUAUAGAAGCAAAGACUGGGGCGCCUUUGUCCACAUGCAAGCAAGGGCGUGGAUUGACAUGGCUCUGAAUUGGACCAAACACGAAGGAGGCGCUGAAGGAGGAGGGAAGGGGAGGAGGAUGAAGAAGGAAGGAGAACAGGGAGACGUAAGGAACAUGGAGAACAGUCAAAGAGGAGAUGAGGAAGAGGAGAUGAAGGAGGAAGGGAAGCAGAGGAGGUUGAAGGAAUGGAUGCUGGUGAAGAAGAUGAAGAUGAUGAUGAUGAAGAAGGAGAAAGAGGAGGACGAAGAAAUAAAAAGUAAAGAGGAACAGAAUGAAUCACAGAAGAAGGAGGAGGAAAAAGAAGAAAAGAAGAGAAGGAAGGAUGAAGUGAAAGAGCAAACGGAGGUAGAGAAGAAGAUACAAGAAGAGGAAGAGGAAGAGGAAGAGAUUGGGAGGAGGGUCGCUGUUGUGCAUUACGAGGAGCUUGUUCAUGACCCCCUCUCCCCCCUCCUCCCCGCCCUGGCCGCCCUCCCCAUCCCUCAACCCUCCCCCCACCGACUAGAGUGCCUGAAGAGCCACCAGCAGCACACCCGCCGUCGCUUCAAGAGGACCCACGAAUACUUACCUGAGGGGCUCGAAGUUUUCUCACCUGUGGACAGAGACAAGCUGGACCGUGCCAUCCGCUACGUUGACCACCACCUGCGCCUUCGUCACCUCCCCCCCCUGCCGCUCCACCUCUACGACUACUACAAUAACACCCGCCCACGCACACAGAAAACGGUCCGCGUGUCGUGCUUCGAAGGGGAGACUCGUGUGGAAUGUGACGCACGUGUCGACGACCUCAAUGCUGCUUGGAGGAUGAGGAAGAGGAUGAGGAGGAGCAGAGAAAAAAGUGACGAGAAUCCUUCCUCUUCGUCUACAGUAGGAGGAAAGGAGGAAGAGGAAGAGGAGGAAGAGACUGGUCGAUUAGAGAGGUUCGCGGGUACCAAGGUGGGUCUGUUCCUCACCCGGGGCUUCACGAGUCUCAUGAACCACCUCCGCGGUGACCCACUGCUUCAAAAUGCCGCUCGAACCCCGUGAGUGAGUGAAAGUGUUAAUAAGUGGGUGAAAUUAAGAAGAAAAAAAAAUGUAUAUUAAAGAAAUAGUCGGUGAGUAAAUGAAACAGUCGGUGAGUAAAUGAAACAGUCAGUGAGUAAAUGAAACAGUCGGUGAGUAAAUGAAACAGUCGGUGAGUAAAUGAAACAGUCGGUGAGUAAAUGAAACAGUCAGUGAGUAAAUGAAACAGUCGGUGAGUAAAUGAAACAGUCGGUGAGUAAAUGAAACAGUCGGUGAGUAAAUGAAACAGUCAGUGAGUAAAUGAAACAGUCGGUGAGUAAAUGAAACAGUCGGUGAAUAAAUGAAACAGUCGGUGAGUAAAUGAAACAGUCUGAGUAAAUGAAACUGCAAAGGUUCAGAAUUGAUUAAUGCGUCGUGGCUAGAUUUGGGUGAUAGUGUUGUUGUUGUUGUUGUAUUGAGAGAUAAUAUAACUAGUCAUGUGUUAUCGUAUAUACUGAUUACAAUUGCUACUACUAUUUUCAUUGUUAAUAGUAGUAGUAGUAGUAGUAGUUUCAUUAAUAUAUUCUGGAUAUUUCUCUUUUUUUUUUUAUAGUAUAUUAAUAUAUUAUCAAAACACGUAGACUUAAGUUGAUUAUUUAUUGUUUUGUUGUUGUUGUUGUUGUUGU
Molecule: messenger RNA, 3106 nt
Organism: Eriocheir sinensis (Chinese mitten crab)
Lineage: Eukaryota; Metazoa; Arthropoda; Malacostraca; Decapoda; Varunidae
Exons: 10
Coding region: 375-2465 (696 amino acids)
Source: RefSeq, a predicted model, not a curated record